Prorocentrum cordatum is the source of this 3438-nucleotide messenger RNA. The record is from the annotation of a GenBank genome assembly. Lineage: Eukaryota; Dinophyceae; Prorocentrales; Prorocentraceae.
GGCACUUGCACGCGGCAGAGGGCGGCAGUGUUUCGCCGCAGGCGUUUUCUAUAAAUCCUCUCGGAGCUUCUCCGGAGUUGGCAAAGAUGCUUGUGUGGACGACGGGGCAGGUCGAUCCCACGUUGCACCGAUAUCCGAUUUGACUGGCACCAAGGACCUCCGAACCCGAGUCAUCAUUUUCGAUUCUUGAGCUCGGGUUUCCUCUGAUCUAGCAGCCCUGUUGUUGUCUUCCAUUGGCUUAGACGUGGCUAUGCCCUCGAAUGCCUGUUUCCAAUACGCCACUAACGAAUCCACAGCAUACUGUCCGAAGUUGCCGUGCAGCAGAAUCACAGAAGUCACCCUCAUAAUGGGUUCCAUCAUCUGGCUCCGGCGCACAAGCUGCUGCACGAACGCGUUUGGGUUUGAUUCGGCCUUCUUGAACAUUUCACAUACAGUCUUUGUUUGCGACAAGAACGCGUUGAUCUUGAUGGGGUCAUCCCAAAGAGACCGUGCCAAAAUCAAUGGGUAAGCAGUUGCAUAGUAAGUUUGGGUAGUUGCGCGAGCUCUCAGCAUGCCAAAGGUGAGCGUCCAGAUCUCGUUGGCUGCGAUGUCCUGGGAGAGGAUGCGUUCUUCUGGCACUGUGGUUCCAGGGAGCUUGCUCGGGGGAUGCAUGUCGAGCCCCAUCCACUCGAGCUUCUCUGGACAGAAGAGACAAUCGAUCAACGCGUGAAGCUCACCCACGUGGCCCCACGUGGCGGCAUCUAGAAAAAACUUACGGCUACCAGCCUUAGUUCUCAGAUCCUGCAUCCAGUGGCCAUGCUGGGUGCUCAACGGCUCCGACACGAUGCCGAUUAUCCGGCUUGCCUCUUUCAAAUCGGGGCUCGCGGCCAGCUCCAAACAUACGUCGUCAACUAUUGAUUUUUACACCGCUCGUAGAUGGCACCCAUAUUUUCCGAAGAAGUCUUGAUCGGGCAAGCCGCCGUUUUCUCGGAGUCCCCCUCGCCCCCCAGAGGCGGUUCGACGUCUUGUUGCGCCUUCGCCUCCUUCACCUUUGUGGUCUUCCAAACUUGCCACGCCUUCGAAACAGCGCCCGUGGUCAAGCCCCAGUGCAACAACAACAAAAGUGUCUCAGACCAACCUUUACGUCGUUGUUUCUCACCUUUCGGAUAUGAGAGCCAGCGCGCCAAAGCGAUGGUCUCUCCCUGCCUCUGCACAAUAUCGAGAAAAGGGAGGUCCUUGAUGAAUUGUUUCCUCGCCUCCACGUUUGUCUCGGACUCUGUCCGCCAACCGCGCUCGAAACAAAUGUCGGGCCACAAGGCCACAAGACUGGCGUCGUUUUCUUCCAACAGUUCCUUCGCCUCCAGAAACCAAUAUGGUUUCUUGUAUGUUGGUAAGCCAACGCCCUGCGGACUUGCAAGGGCCAGACGUAAAAUUGAAUAGCGUCGUAGUUGCGUACACAGCCGUAUUCAGUUUAGCCCAAGAUAUCCCGGACUUCCAAUCAUUGUGUAUACGAUGGGCUGCAGGGUCCCACAGAGUGACGAGGUUAAUCAUCUUGCUAUACUUUAAAAAAUGGCUGCCCGUCACUUGCCAAGGCGCCUGAUCCAGCACAGCAGAAAGUAUUGGGGCUGUCCUUGCAAGGGACUGGAAGCACAUCGAUUUAUCAUCCAUCAGAGCUUUAACCUGGUCCAAAUCGACCUGGAAUGAAGAUAAACGCCUCCUCAAGCUGUGCCUCAUGGCGUUGUCCGUCUCCCGAAUCCAAAGGAGCGUUGCCAUUCUUGGCGUCUCCACGUAUGAUCGUCUCUGACGUUUUUUAGCUGGCUCGUUCGCCCCCUCCCAGAAAGUUUCCAUGGCCUUGCUGUAGUGCUCCCUCUCAGCAAUGGUGGGGGUGCUGCCGGGCUCCGUUGUCCUCGUCUUCUUCUCACGCUUAACCUAUUGGGCGCCCACACGCGAUUGUCGCCGGACGGGUCCCAGAACAUGCGCAUUCAAUAAGUUGUCUCCUCACCUGCGAGCCACACCCCGUCGGUCUGCAUGCAAAGGGACCCGCGGUUCGGCAUGAAGGACCACCCAUUGGACAUGUAACCAAAGAAAACAUCCCAGUCCCACCGCGUGGCCUGGGAGACGGUCUCACGCCCUUUCCCUUUGCGACCCCAGAUCUUCAUUCCAGCAAGUGCUGCUUUGGCUGUCUUCAGGGCUGGAUGUUGCUUCAUUUUCUUUAAAAGCUCUAGUUUGUAGAGUCUGGUUGUCUUGCGGUUCUUCCCUGUCGGCGUGGUUAUGGCUGGCAACUCCAAUAUCUUUUCAGUCGGCCAAUUGUCUCCGUCCACCCUUGAACACUCCAUGACGCAUGCGAGGCUGGAAAUGAUGUCUUUGGCAAGGCUGAUCUUGGCAUCACUCGACGGGUCCUUCCCGAUAGGGUUCCCCAGGAAACGCAACAGAUACACAAGCGGCGCCUUGUUAUGAUCGUCGGUUGGAGUGCGUCUGAAAAACUGCGCGGCCAACCCGUGGCCGAGAAGGAUCGUCAAGGCCCCCGCAUCCACGCCGCCGCCUGCCACCACGAUCCGUCGAGGUGGAAUAGCGGCCUCCCCAAUCGCAGCCUCUGGUCCGUAGGUGAAAAAAGCGCCGUCGUGCGCGAGAUACCUGUCAAAGAACGUUUCCAUGAUAAGUCUGGAGUUCUCGGCCUCCUGUGGCUCGCUCUUCCCCUUGCUGACCAAUGACUUUACGAGAAACCAAAGCAUGAGAGUCGUGGAAAGCUUGGUGUCGUCGCUGCUUUGAGUGAGGUCGAGAGCCCUCACCUUGCCCUCACCACCACAUCGUAUGUCAUUCCUCGCAGAAGCUAACAAUGAACGGGUGCUCGGCAUGCAGCUCGAUGCAUCGAGGCCGAGCUGCAACGCGAUCCUCUUGCAUGCUUCGACUCUUUUUUUCAAUAAUGGCCAACUGUACCUCCCCAGCAUUGCCAGGACCAGGCAGGGCAGAGACCAAAACAUGAAACAACCAGCGACUGGCAGAGUGUAGAGCCAAACCUGAAUGUGGAUGGUCUUGUUUGUGCCUCUGGUAUGUUCAAAACCUGAUGACGAAGACUCCUCGGAAAGUUUUUUGCACCACACGGCGGCGCCAUCUUCUUUCUUCACGAAAGGUUUGCCUGAGUCGGUUUUGUGAUAGGUCCGAGUGAAAAUAUUAUUUGCCCACACAACGAAAGAAACACCGUCGGAUGCCAUCUCGCCCACUCGGUCGUUCCUACGGUGCGGCAGCGUCAAGUAAGCGAAACCAUCACCUGAGAAGGCAAGUGCACAAUCUGGGCCCAUGUCGUCAGGUAGCCUGACGAUCUCACCAGUCCCCGUGUGCUCCAAGCAUUGCCCGGAAGCGCCGCCGACAGUCAGGCGAACGAGGCCCACGUGAGAGACCUCCAUGCUAAGAGGUCCGAGCGGGGGGGGGAUGGCGCAGGCUGCUCUCAGCGUCACUUGA